AUGACAGAUAGUAAUUUAUUAAACUCAAUAAAUCAAUUAAAAUUCAGUUCUGAUUCCUCAUUACAACCAGAUCAAACACCAAAUACCAGUGGCAAUAAUAUGGAUUCAAACAAUACAAACUUUUUCAAUAAUGAUUAUUUACAAUUACAAUACCAACAGCAAUCAGAUUAUACGCCAAAAAGAAUUUGGAAUCAAACAUCUUACUCAAAUCAAAAUCAAAAUAAUUGGCAACAACAAAAAUUCCAACCUUUAAGUUCGAAAGAUUCUUAUGAUAAUAGUUUUUUCAAUGAUUUAGACUCUACAAACUCAACUUCAAAUAAAUAUAUGACCAACAAUUUGUUAAAUGCUCCAAGCUAUAUUCCAAAUCAAUAUACCACUAAUAAAUUCCCUCAGACUCCUUCAUCAACUAAUUCUAGAUUUAAUGAUGAUUCAUCAAAAGAAGAAAUUUCAAAAUUGAAAAAUGAAUUAAUUCUUAAAAAUCAAAUUAUUAAGAAUUUAACUGAACAAAUAAAUAUAAUGAUUAAAAAUAAAAAUAAUAAAUCAUAUUAUGAUAUGAAAGAUGAAAAUUCAAUCACAACUUAUAAAGUUCCUAGUAAUCAUUAUCAAUUAUUUCAAGAUUUAUCAAGAACUUUACAAGAAAAAUGUGAUGAAGUUGAAGAAUUAAAUCAAAGAAUGGAAAUUGUUUUAGUUUCAAGUAAUUUAGUACAUAAUCCUAAUUCAUUUGCUAUAGAUAUUGAAGAGUUAGGUCAUAAAUUAUUAACUAAAAUGAAUCAUUUACAAAAAGAAAAUGAUGAAUUGUUAAAAAUGGUUAGUUUGAGUAAUAAACAAAGUUUAAUUGUUGAAAAUGAAUUAUUGAAAAAAGGUAAUUAUGAAUAA
Molecule: messenger RNA, 876 nt
Organism: Lodderomyces pseudojiufengensis
Lineage: Eukaryota; Fungi; Ascomycota; Pichiomycetes; Serinales; Debaryomycetaceae
Gene: MUM2
Product: Mum2p
Exons: 2
Coding region: 1-876 (291 amino acids)
Source: RefSeq, a predicted model, not a curated record